Molecule: messenger RNA, 1026 nt
Organism: Fonsecaea erecta
Lineage: Eukaryota; Fungi; Ascomycota; Eurotiomycetes; Chaetothyriales; Herpotrichiellaceae
Exons: 2
Coding region: 1-1026 (341 amino acids)
Source: RefSeq, a predicted model, not a curated record
AUGGCCUCGCGUCCGGAUUACAAUCAGUACACGACGGCGACAGAGGUGGCAAAGGCAUUCAGUGAUGGAGUUCGGGUGGUUAUCGUCGGGGUAUCACCUCAAAGUCUAGGCGAAUCAAUGACUACUGCCUUGGCGGCUCAUUCGCCUUCGCUCCUGGUAUUAGCUUCUCGAACCAAGGCGAAGAUAGAGAAGGUAGCUGCCAAAGUCAGGGCUGAUCACCCGACGGUGCGCCUCGAAAUCGUUGAGGUCGACUUGUCAUCCCUCGAGUGCAUUCGCAAAGCCUCCAAGGUCAUCAGUGACAUUGUGGAUCGGAUCGACAUCCUCAUCAACAAUGCGGCUGUUGUAAUGACAACGCAUGCGUUCACCAGGGACGGUCUCGAGCUUCAGUUCGGAACGAACCACGUUGGUCCCUUCCUCCUUACAAAUCUUCUCAUGCCCAAACUUCUCAAGGCAGCACAAAUUUCGGCCAUGGGGUCGACCAGGAUUAUCAAUGUCACUAGCCAGGGUCAUAUGAUAUCCCCAAUACGAUUCAGCGAUCACAGCUUCCAUAAACGACCUGAACAGAUCCCCGCCGAGGAACGGCCAAUCUCAAGACCGGGCAUGUCGUUUGAUCCGCCGUCCGGAGAGACUUAUGUCCCUUUCGUGGCGUACGGGCAGUCAAAGACUGCAAAUAUCCUCAUGUCACUCUAUCUCAACCAGCACCUGUCGAGUGCAGGCAUACAGUCAAUUUCAACGCAUCCAGGGUCGAUCUGGACGGAUCUUUCCCGUAAUCUGGACGAUAAGCAUUUGUCAUUGAUCGAGAAGACAGGUGGAUUCUGGAAGGACCUUGAUCAGGGUAGUGCAACGACCCUGGUCGCCGCGCUUGACCCUAAGCUUGUGGAUCCAGAGGUCAUCUACCUGAGUGAUUGCCAGGUUGCAGAGCCUGCAGGGUGGGCAAGCGAUGGAAGAGCGGCUGCGCGACUUUGGAAACUCAGUGAAGACCUUGUCGGGCAGAAGUUUGAUCUGGCUGCAGGAAGCAGGCUGUGA